AUGUCGCAAUCUCGUUUCCAUCAAGAAGAAGAAGAAAUGCAAGAAGAACAAAAUGGAGAAAAGUCAAAGUAUGUUACUGUUUCUUCCUCAUCAAGAGUGAAGUCAUUCUUUCAGUUUGAUCCUUGUGAUUUAAUUGAUGAUACAAUCAGUGCUGUAACACAAUACAUCAACGAUGCUCUUGUUUCUUUUUCAGAACAUCUCAAAGCAAGCAAAUUUUCUCAAAGCGAAAUUGAUGAAAUUCGUGCAAAAAUUACAAGGGAAAUUUCAAAUUCGCUGGCAGUCAAUGCAGAUCUAUUUGAAAUGUAUCUUCUCCGAAAUAUAUUUAAUAUUCCACUUUCAAUCGACUUGGCUUCUGUAGUCACAAAUAAUUUUACAGAAAACUCAGCAACAUCAGAUAGCAUUGCUUCAAUUGCAGACAUACCUUCUAUUAAAACAACUAAUAAAGACUUAAAUGACCAAAUUGAAGAUUUACGCCAACAAAUCAUUCAUAAACACAAACAAUACACUGAAUUAUGUCAUAGUAUUCAAGAGAAGGAAGUUCAAGCACUUUAUCUUGAAAAUCUUGUAAAACGAUUUGAUAGAAUUGAAAAAGUUUUGAAACAAAUUUCUUCAUUACCGACAGAGGAAGCAAGAAAACUCUGCGAAAGCUCGGAAGAUUGCUUAAGAAAGGCACAGGAGAUUCAAGAAAGAGUUCAAAGUGCGACUCAAAAUAAUUUGAAUUUUCAGAAAAAUUCAUUUACUUUUGACUGA
Molecule: messenger RNA, 750 nt
Organism: Trichomonas vaginalis G3
Lineage: Eukaryota; Parabasalia; Trichomonadida; Trichomonadidae
Product: MIS12-like protein family
Exons: 1
Coding region: 1-750 (249 amino acids)
Biological process (GO): kinetochore assembly; protein localization to kinetochore; mitotic cell cycle
Cellular component (GO): nucleus; chromosome, centromeric region
Source: RefSeq, a predicted model, not a curated record